CACCGAGCUACCUACCUCCCCCGUGCCACCACCUCUAAAAUCCCCCAGCGGCCCAACCGAACCCGCCUAGGGAUUCCUACCGAGGGAGGCCGCACGCAGCCAUGGAUUUCCUGCAGGAGCAAAGCGUCGAGACCACAGUGGCCGUCGCCGUCGCUGUCGCCGCCGUCGCCGCAGGCGGCGCCUUCCUCCUCCUUCGAUCCAGGAAGCCCAAGGGCUGCUUGGAUCCUGAGAACUUCAGGAAGUUCAAACUUGUUGAAAAGAAGCAAAUAAGUCAUAAUGUUGCCAGGUUCAAGUUCGCUCUUCCAACUCCAACUUCUGUAUUGGGCCUUCCAAUCGGUCAACAUAUCAGCUGCAGAGGACAAGACGCUACAGGUGAAGAAGUAAUCAAGCCUUAUACCCCUACUACAUUGGAUUCUGAUCUUGGAUAUUUUGAGCUUGUCAUAAAGAUGUAUCCCCAAGGGAGAAUGUCCCAUCAUUUCCGCGAGAUGAAAGUUGGUGAUUAUUUGUCUGUGAAGGGACCUAAGGGCCGAUUCAAGUACCACGUUGGCCAAGUGAGGGCAUUUGGAAUGCUGGCUGGUGGAUCAGGCAUUACUCCAAUGUUUCAAGUUGCCAGAGCAAUUCUUGAGAACCCUAAUGACAACACCAAGGUUCACUUAAUUUAUGCUAAUGUCACAUAUGAAGACAUUCUUCUGAAGGAUGAGCUGGACGACAUGGCCAAAACCUAUCCUGGCCGCUUUAAGAUCUACUAUGUGUUGAAUCAGCCUCCUGAGAACUGGAACGGUGGUGUUGGGUUUGUGUCUAAGGAAAUGAUCCAAUCUCAUUGUCCAGCGCCUGCUGAGGACAUUCAGAUCCUGAGAUGUGGUCCUCCUCCGAUGAACAAGGCCAUGGCUGCACACCUUGACGAGCUCAACUACACAAAGGAGAUGCAGUUCCAGUUCUAAGCAAUGUUAAGUUUGCAAAUAAUAAUUAGUGACCGACAUGGUUCUUCGGUCACAGGAAUAGUACCUGACUCUGCUCGUUAGCUGAUAUCAGGAGGAAUUCAGGAUCACAUGAUGAUUAGUAGUGCGCCAGCAUUUUUUGCAAUCUCUAUUUUUGAGGUCAAAUGAUAUCUACCUCCACAUAAAUCCACAUUGGCAGAGACAACAUUUUGUUACUAUCAUUAUUGAUUUUAAAUGUGGACCAUUGGAUGCGAUAAGAAAUGUCUCACUAUCAUCAGUU
This is a messenger RNA of Zea mays, 1218 nucleotides long. Its product is annotated as ferric-chelate reductase (NADH)1. Gene Ontology annotation, biological process: electron transport chain. Gene Ontology annotation, molecular function: cytochrome-b5 reductase activity, acting on NAD(P)H. NCBI's taxonomy places the organism in Eukaryota, Viridiplantae, Streptophyta, Magnoliopsida, Poales, Poaceae. The record is from RefSeq and is marked provisional.